Messenger RNA from Pimephales promelas (fathead minnow), 2252 nucleotides. It is a transcript of the gene cbln4, whose product is annotated as cerebellin 4 precursor. Gene Ontology annotation, cellular component: synapse. The record is from RefSeq and is a predicted model, not a curated record. Lineage: Eukaryota; Metazoa; Chordata; Actinopteri; Cypriniformes; Leuciscidae. Gene Ontology annotation, molecular function: protein binding.
AAGUCAUCUGACGUUACGCACCAGUCGUCACAAUGAGUUCAUAGUCGGGCGUCAUUAAGAGUGUGCGCGCGCGCUCAUAGAAGUGUAUUGUGGUUGAGAGAGAGAAAGAGGAACAUCCACAGAUGUGUUAAGGGGUCAUUCGGGGUUUGCUUUAGUAUCCUUCUCUAUUUUUAUAGCGCAAAGCUAAUAUGGACACGAAGUGGCGAUUGCCCAUGCAUUGCGGAUAAUCUCUGUGCGCACUGAGUGGAUUUUUACGCGGAGUCACCAGGAACCUAAGAAUCUCUCCAAAACUCGUCUGACAAAUCUUCUGGAGUUGAAAACUAUCCGAAUCAAUAAAACACAGGGGAAUAAGUAUAAGAAUCAAAAAAAUGACUAUAGAUAUAAGGUUGUUGCAUCCACCUACGCGCAUUUGGUGAUUUGUAAAUCAGCUAUUGGUGUCCGGACGGAUGUUUGGCGUAAACGAGCACGAACACGGAGCAGAAGCGAAGUGACGGGAUCGGGAGAGCCGUUUGGAUUUUGGCUACAUUGUGGAGAUCAUUCAUCAUGGUGUCCAUAAAGUCCUUAAAUAAGGCGUUUGUCGACUGCAUGGCUCUUUUGUUCUGCCUGGCCGUCAUGUUUGAGUUGGCUUUUUCUCAAAACGACACGGAACCCAUCGUCCUGGAGGGCAAAUGUCUGGUGGUUUGUGACUCGAACCCCGCCGACUGGAAGAGCUCGUCCUCGCCGCUCGGCAUCUCCUUGCGCGCCGCCAACUCCAAAGUGGCUUUCUCUGCGGUGAGGAGAAACAACCACGAGCCCUCUGAGAUGAGCAAUAAAACGAGAAUCAUAUACUUUGAAACGGUUCUUGUCAACAUAGGAAACUAUUUCACCAUGGAAUCCGUCUUUCUUUGUCCCCGGAAAGGAGUCUACAGCUUUAACUUUCAUGUUAUUAAAGUGUACCAGAGCCAGACUAUACAAGUGAAUUUAAUGCUGAAUGGAAAACCAGUCAUCUCUGCAUUCGCAGGUGACAAAGACGUCACACGCGAGGCCGCCACCAAUGGAGUCCUCCUUCUCCUCAACAAAGAAGACAAGGUUUAUCUAAAACUGGAGAAGGGGAAUCUGGUAGGAGGAUGGCAGUACUCCACCUUUUCUGGCUUUCUUGUUUUUCCUCUGUAAAGCAAACAAAAAGACCGCCGCCUUUACUGUCCGAUCGUCAUUGUGUAUCCAGCCCUUCAGCAUUAAUUGGAGGCACCCAAAUGGAAUCAUAAUUCCAGACAUUCAUUCGGCUGUUGUCUGCGGACUGCUGGAAAAUGCGUCGGUGAAUCUAGAAACAUCUACUUCAGUGCAAUAUCACUUUCUGCUGAGAUCCAGGAUUCAACACGUCAUGUCAGACUGUUUGUUCGCUUCGUUCGUAUGUGUGUAUUGGUUUUUAGCGUGUGGUUUUUAGUGAAAUGAGGGAUCCUGAUUUAGUAUUUGUUAAUAAGGUCAUUUCCAGUUCUGCCACUUGAGGGCACAAUAUUUGAAAAACCUUGCACUGCACCAUGCGUAUUUAAAAAAAAAAAAAAAUAAUGUAAUAACAUUUAAAAAAAAUCAUUGUUUUCAAGCAAAUACACAUGUAAAUUAGACUUGUUCAUGCUAAAUAUCAAUGCUUGUUAGCCUGUGCUAUUUAUCGCCAUGAAAAACAAAACUUGAUUUAAAAUGAUUUCCAUUUGUUUCCAGUUAUUCAUCAUAUGAUGAUCAAAUGAGAAUAAGAAGAACAUUAUAAUGGCCAUGUUUCCCAACAUGCUCCGUACUUUCUGCACCAUUGCAAUGGUUGAGUGAGGGGCCGUUCACACAGUACGGCUGCAUCCGAAAUCCCAUAGUCGGCGAAAAACAGUACAACAUAAGUAUGUCCAAAUUCACGGUACUCAUAAAAGAGUACUCGUAUCAUGACCUACUACUUCCGGGGAUAUUCUGAAGUGUGCGUAUGAUGGGGAGGAUUCUUGAAUGACUGACGCUGGUAAAGUCACAUGAUAAUGACAACAUGCCGAAUGUAUUAUGUCCGGAUUACAUUCAUAAUAUAUAGAACAUACUUUUUUAGCAGUAGUGAAGUAUUACUAUUAUUAUGCGAUUUAUGGAUGCUGCCUAUGUGUUUUUCCAUUCCACUGCGCUACUUUUCCAUUGUUUAUCAAUGUAAAUAUGCGCUAGACGGACAUGUUUGACCAUUGCACUUGCGUCUUUUGACAUGCCGUUCUAAAAACUCAACGCUCAAGUUAAAAUAAAACUUUUAAAAAAUG